UUAAAAAGUCUUCAUAUCGAUCAAGCAUUAGGAAAUAUUGCAAAAUUAAUUAUGGCCUUAGAUCAAAAACCUUUUUUAAAGUAUCUUAAAUUCUUAAAAGUCGAUUUUUCAACAAUUUCACCUUCUGAUAUCAAAGCACUCUCACGAUGUAGAAAUUUGGAUUUGUUGGAAUUUAUUCAUUGUAAAGGGAUAACACUGGAUCAUUGUACUUCAUUAUCAAAUAAUCCAUUGGACAAUUUGAAAGAACUUAAACUUUUAAGUGAAUGUUUUGAUUCAUCAAUUGUAAAUUCUUUAAUCGAGAUUUGGGGUCAAUCUUUAGAAAGAUUAUAUUUGGAUAAAAUUAAAACGCAUGAAUUAUCAAAGACAUUGAUAAGCCGUUGUUCAAACCUUAAAUAUUUACAUGUCUAUAUCAGAGAAGGUUAUGAAUUCUUGUUACCAUUUCUUAGUCAAUCAUCACUACAACAUUUUACUAUAACUUCAUAUUAUACAGACAAUUUUUCGUAUAAAUUGG
Molecule: messenger RNA, 511 nt
Organism: Dentiscutata heterogama
Lineage: Eukaryota; Fungi; Glomeromycota; Glomeromycetes; Diversisporales; Gigasporaceae
Source: the annotation of a GenBank genome assembly